AUGCAGCUCCUCAAGCUCGGUGCCCUCGCCGCUCUGGCGCAGACCAUCUCGGCCGCCCACAUCUACAUCAAGACCACCAACCCCCCGGCCAACAAGUACGUCUCGCACUGCACCGUCAUCAUCGACGACGAGCUGUUCGGCUGCUCGGGCAGCUCGGAGCCCUUCUCCAAGGGCUGCGGCGGCAACCGCGGCACCAGCACCAAGUCGAUCUGCAAGACCGCGCAGGUGACCGUUGACUGGGACAACGGCAAGCUCGAUUUCACCAACGACAGCGGCGACCACGCCAACUGCACGCUCAGCACGACGCAGCAAUGGGGCGAGUGUGACACGACCGACCCCAACAAGUACCCCAAGGUCGAGGACAACGGCGCGGCCAGCAGCCUCUUCGGCGCCGGCUCUGCCAUCGCUGGGCUGGGCUCGCUCGCCGCCGGACUGAUGAUCUAG
Molecule: messenger RNA, 444 nt
Organism: Aspergillus terreus NIH2624
Lineage: Eukaryota; Fungi; Ascomycota; Eurotiomycetes; Eurotiales; Aspergillaceae
Exons: 1
Coding region: 1-444 (147 amino acids)
Source: RefSeq, a predicted model, not a curated record